Molecule: messenger RNA, 3897 nt
Organism: Paramuricea clavata
Lineage: Eukaryota; Metazoa; Cnidaria; Anthozoa; Malacalcyonacea; Plexauridae
Source: the annotation of a GenBank genome assembly
AUGAUUUAUACUAUUCGUAAAUUUAGUAUAGGUUAUUUUGACAUUUGUCACUCCUACGGAGAGUUCGUUUCACUUUUCAUGUAUUUCAGUCCAGGAGACUUUUGACGCUUUAAACCAACUUAAUUCAAGGAAAUCACCAGGACUGGACGGCAUAAGUGUAAAACUAUUAAAAGAUACAAGCGAUGUUAUCGCGCAACCAUUAGCCAACAUCUUUAAUCUAUCUCUUCAGACUGCAAUUUUUCCGGACGAGUGGAAAAUCGCUAAGGUAUCACCAGUCUUUAAAGAAGGGAAUAAAACUGAUUGCGGAAAUUAUAGACCAAUCUCUGUAAUUUCUGUGGUUGCUAAGCUGUUUGAAGGGCUAGUGUACAAUCAAUUGAGAACGUUUAUUGCCGACAAUAGCAUUCUUGUAGAGCAACAGUCCGGUUUUCGUUCACAACACUCUACUGAGACGGCACUCUCAGGUUCGACAAAUGAGUGGUUAUAUAACAUGGACAGUGGCUUAAUCAAUGGAGUCCUGUUCUUGGACUUGAAAAAAGCUUUUGACACUGUCGACCAUGAAAUCUUAUUAAAGAAACUUCACCUAUACGGCAUAAAAGGAACUACUUACGCAUGGUUUGAAUCUUACAUCCAAAAUAGAAAAUCGAUUUGUUUAAUGAAUGGGAAAAAAUCACAUGCUAGAGAAAUUAGGUGUGGGGUACCACAAGGUUCUAACCUUGGCCCCAUCCUAUUCCUGUUGUAUAUUAACGAUCUACCUAAGUGUCUAGAAACAACCAAGGCCAACUUGUUUGCUGAUGACACAAAUCUUUCGUGUGCCGGCUUAGAUGCCAAUGAAAUCGAGACUAAACUUAAAAGAGAUCUUGAGAAUGUUCAUAGUUGGCUUAGAUGUAACAAACUCACGCUAAACGAUAGCAAAACGGAAUUUAUGAUAAUUGGCUCUAGACAUCAUCUUACUAAAUUUGAAGACAACCCAGAGAUUUCAUUAGCCAUACGAGAUAAUAAUAUUAAACGGGUCACCAACAAAAAAUCGCUUGGUUUUAUCAUCGACGAUCAAUUAAAGUGGGGUAUACACAUUGACGCACAAUGUAAAAAAAAUCUCAAAAAAUAUUGCAUUACUAAGAAGAGCCAAGUUUCUUUGUUCCUUUACACAUUCUAAUCAAAAUGUAUAAUGCUGUAGUAUCUCCUCACCUGACAUAUUGCUCAACAAUAUGGAAUGAUGGAUCUAAUACCAUUCUUAACAAACUCUCUAAGUUACAAAGAAGAGCAGCUCGGGUUAUCACAGGACAAUCAUACGAUGUUCGUUCCACUCAAAUACUAGAAAGUCUCAAUUGGAUGCCAAUUGAAGACAUUUUAAAGAAAAGAGAAAUCAUUAUGACGUUUAAAGCUUUAACAGAAUUUCUUCACGAGAUGCGAAAGUAGUAAUUAUUCUCUAACGAGUUUAACUAUUCUGCGGGUUGCGGGCUGCGGGCCGAAAAAUGCGGGCUGCGGGCCGAAACUGCGGGCUGCGGGCCAAAAAUUGCGGGCUGCGGGCCAAAAAUUGCGGGCUGCGGGCCAAAAAUUGCGGGCUGCGGGCCAAAAAAUGCGGGCUGCGGGCCAAAAAUUGCGGGCUGCGGGCAGAAAAAUGCGGGCUGCGGGCAGAAAAAUGCUAGCACGAUUGCAAGCCGCGGGUCUAGUUGCGGGCCUGACGAAUUUUUAAAAAAAUAUUGUCAAAAUGUAAAGAAAAUAACAAUAUUAUUCAAAAUUUUCUGUCUUUGAAGUAUAUUCUAUGUCUAAUGUUAUUCGUAAUCAUAUGCAUACGAAUUUUUCCUUAAAUUCAUUCUUUUUGUAAUAUCAUGGAAUCUCAGUUUAUGAGUCGUACCAGACAUUAAAACCUGUUUCGACCGGGAUAACUGUACACCAAUCCCAGGCUUUCUGGCAUCCUUGUGUAGAAAAGUAGGACAAAAGUAGGACUAGAAUUUUAGGAAAAGUAGGAAUAAAGUAGGAAAACAUGUAGAAAAGUAGGACAAAAGUAGGAGUUUUGGAGAUGCAAAUAACACAAAAAUAUACAAAAUUGGCCCCCUAGGAUAUAUGUGGUAAGGGGUAGACCAUCAGAUAUCUGAUAGGGAAGUUGUGUGAAUUUUUGGUGCUCAAUAUUUUUAUGUACUCAUUCAUCUAUGCAGGAUUUUUUUCUCAAAACGUUUAAAUUGCAUCGGUAUAAAAGCUAAGGCAUCUGCUCAUUCUGCUCUGCAGCAACACAAUUCAAAUGUAUGUAUUGGGCUACACAAUGCACCAAUCCGCACUACGGCAGAAGCGUAUAUCAGGGCCGUAGGAAGCUGUUUUCGAUUGGGGGUGGGGGGCUGAAAGCGAGGGCCGAAGGCCCGAGGAAAUUUUUAAAUUUAGAGUCUCUGAAAUGCCGUUUCCUGGACUUUGGGGAAAACUUGACAGAAUUCUAAUGGUCAGAAAACAGCGUUUUAGUAUGUCGAAAUUUACAAUUUAGCAGUACUAAAUGGGCGAAGGCGUAUUUAAUUAACUAUAUAUUCGAUAAGUUGCAGGAAAGUAUGGGUAAUAUCUUCAUUCUUUGCAGUUUGCAUGUCAUGGAUUAAAUGAUAAAGGUCUGCAUGAUUUUGAAAAAAAAUGAUUAUUAGCAAAUUAUUGGGGAGCUGCAGCCCCCCGGUUGCUACGGCCCUGUAUAUAUGAUGCUUGAUUAACUGGGGGGGAGUUGAAUAUUUGGAAUCUCUAGAUCGUCGGAAAUGGCACUUUCAGAGUCUUUAUUAAUUUAUUGAUUAUGAUUCUAGAGAUGCUAUGAAAUUAUAUACUCGGAAAAUGUACUUCUUCUCCUCCUGAGAUCUUAUCAUCUGGGACACAAAUAGGGAAUAAAAAUUACGAGUCCUAUAGAUCUAAUUACGAGAGCUAUAACAUACUGAUUCCCCAAGCUGUCUUAAAAAAGUAGGAUUUUAUGAGAAAAAGUAGGAAAAAGUAGGAAAAUCAAGCAAUUUUUAAUAAAAAAUAGGAAAAGUAGGAAAGUUGAAGAAAAGUAGGAAAAAGUAGGAAAAGUAGGAUGGCAAGAAAGCCUGCAUUUGUUUAGAUAUACCACGAGGCUAGUGAGUUGUGUAAAGUUCUCUGCUUUUCAAUAGGGAUGGUUUUUUAGUUUGAUACGACAACACAUUUUGAUUACCACAUAAUUUAAUUAAUGGUGGCGUCGUAAAGUUUCAUACAAGAAUGAUUGUGAGCUCAUGUAGUCCUGUUAUUGUACACCAUUUUGUGAAAUAUUGCAUACAGUUGCACACAGUGCAACCCCCCAUGGAUUUCUACAAAUGCUGACCAGGCAUAUUGCAGGCUCAAGUGGUAUCCAAGUUACCAAUAGUCUUCAGCAGUAUUGAAAGUUUCGAUAUUUGGUAUCAGUAUCAGCCCAUCCCUACUUUUCAAAGAAGCUAUAUUAGAUAUUAUUCAACAAAGAAACACGUACACAUGACUGUGAACUUCUCAGACUUAUUGUGAUGGAGGACCAGGGGUGGUUUGUUAGUACCUUCCUGCAUUUUGGCAGUCCGAAAUCAAUAACCCCAUGCAUAGGACACAAAGAAUAUAGUGUACUGAGAUCUGAGUCCUUGUCAGCACUUUUGAUUUUAAGAGCCUAGCCAGUGUGCUAGGGGAGAAGUUGUCAUCCUGCCCGGCUGCCCCAUGAAAACAUUCAAAAUGGCAGUAAACAUUUUUCAUUAAUUAAUCAUUAUGCAUUAAUGCAAUGGCUGGGAACUUGAUGGCCUCACCUUGGCAUUCUUUGGCGGGGGGGGGGGGGGAUCACUGAGGUGAAUAUCAGGUUGACAGGUUUUUGCUGAGUCCGACCUCUGUACAACUUAUAUUAUUAAAAAUUGUAUUCUCUGGUGCAGAGAGCCCCAAUGGCUGGGAUCUAAGGCUAAGUGGUAG